AUGGUGGAGAUCUGGGCUCUCGACGAGUGCGGUGGUGUGAAAGUGACCGAGGGCGCACAAAUGACCCCCACAGGUAUCUCGGACAACGAGGGUGUCCGCUCGGAGGACAUCGAAGGCAAGAAUGCGACAGCUCCAUGUUCAGGAGCAAGCAAAGCCACCUCUACUCGUUCGGGGGAGGAGCGUGGACUGUUGAGCGGAGCGCGCAUAGCAGAUGUUGCCGAAUGGGAUGAACCCUCCCCGCGACACCUCUUGCAGCGUAUUAACGGCUCCUCUGAAGCGGCCGAAUCCGAGGGCACCGAGACAGGUGCUAGGGGCAGUCGUUUGUCGCGCGGAGUGGCUAAACGGAAGAUGAAGAGACGAUGCUUGGCGAAGAGUCCGUGUUUUCGUUUGACGGCUCUCCCCCGCAGCCACGCCUCCCCCUCUUCCACCACUGCCGCUACCACCGACGUCGAUUGCGAUGGUGGCGUAGGCACCCGGAGCUACUUGAUGCACCUCUUAACUGAUAAACCCUCCCACAAUGCCUCACUUGGCUACCUUAACUACCAGCUCCGCUCCCUGCUCGGCUCCGCCUCUCCCGGUCGCCUCUCCACCGCCUUGUCGAUUCUCCGAGGCAUGCUUUCCCCUGACUCCACUUCCCCGCCUGACGCCGCCACUGGGCCGAUCGUUUUCUCCGGCCUGGCCAAGCAUAGCCAUCCCCUGAACGACGAGUCCCUCUCCAUCCUCGUCAAGAUGACCAAGAUGGGAUUUUUUCCGCCCGACGCCUUCGUGUUCACUCAGCUCAUCAGCAAGCUGUGCCGCAGCGGCGCCACCUCCGGGGCCUGGGAUUUCUUCCACGCCGUAAAGGAUGCUGGCGGCUCCAUCGAGGCCCCUGUGUGCGACGCCCUCUUCACUGGCCUCGCUGCAAUUCGAGACUUCCCAAGGAUGAAUCUUCUGUUUUCGGAGCUGAAGGGCUUGGGCGUGCGCCCCGACGUAGCCACCUUCGGUAUACUCAUCAAUCACCUCUGCAAAUCAGGUCGCCUCGACGAUGCACUGAAUGUGCUUGACGCAAUGUCAAGCCCAGAUUCAGAGGUCACCCCUAGCACAAUCAUUUUUAACACUCUCAUCGAUGGGCUCUGCAAGGCAGGAAGGAUUCAGGAUGGUCUCUCCUUGUUUGAUAGGAUGAAAUCAAACCAUGCUUGUGAUCCUGACAGUGCGACUUACACCAUCUUGAUUGAUGCCUUCUGCAAGGCUGCAGAGUUAGACAAAGCUUAUGAAUUGCUUACCAGGAUGGAGAAGGAAAGGGUUGCCGUCGAUGUGUUUACGCUGACCGCCUUUGUAAAUGGAAUGUGCAAACAUGGGAUGAUCGGAAGUGCCCUAGAUUUUUUUCGAAAGAAAAAGGUCAAGUGGCCGGAAGUUAAAGGCAAUGCUAUCACCUAUAACAUCCUGAUUGGUGCUUUUCUUCAUUCCAACAAAGUAGGAAGGGCGAUGGCAUUGUUUGCUGAGAUGAUCAAGGAAGGAGUUUCCCCUGAUUCAACAAUAUACUCCACUCUCAUCUGGGGGUUGACUCAAGUUGGUAAAUUGGAUGAUGCUUAUUCGAAUGUGUUGUUGAUGAGAAAGAAUGGUUUUCGAAUAGGCAUAAAGAGCUAUAACAUUUUGAUCAGUGGGUUUUGCAAGAAGAAGAGGUUGGAUAAGGCAUUCGAGAUAUACGACGAAAUGGUGGAUGAUGGAUGCAAACCUGAUGUUGUCACUUAUGGAACUCUGAUCAACGGUUACUGCAAGGCUGGUGAACUUGACCAGGCCAUGAAGAUCUUCAGGAGCAUGGAAAUGUCAGUGGUGCCAGCUAACACUGUUAUUUAUACCAUCCUCAUUGAUUCUUAUUGUAAGAAUCACAAAGUUGAUGACGCGGUAGACCUCUUCAAUGAGAUGCAGAAACAAGAUAUAUUGCCCGACGUCAAGAUCUACACCUCCAUUUUCAAGGGUUUUAAGGACCAUAACAUGUCUCACAAAGCCUUCGAGCUUAUGGACAAGAUGAAUUUGCAGGGAUGCAAACCAAACAAUGUGACAAUGAAUGUUCUUACAGGAUGGUUAACUGCGAUCGGUGAAGCGGAGAGACUGAGACUAUUUGUGCAUCGGAUGAGAGCUUCUGAUAUCGACUCGAGCAAUCCUGAUGUUUCAUAA
This is a messenger RNA of Zingiber officinale, 2157 nucleotides long. RefSeq names its product pentatricopeptide repeat-containing protein At3g61520, mitochondrial-like. Gene Ontology annotation, molecular function: protein binding. The record is from RefSeq and is a predicted model, not a curated record. The transcript has 2 exons. NCBI's taxonomy places the organism in Eukaryota, Viridiplantae, Streptophyta, Magnoliopsida, Zingiberales, Zingiberaceae. The coding region runs from base 1 to 2157 and encodes 718 amino acids.